Molecule: messenger RNA, 1651 nt
Organism: Polypterus senegalus (gray bichir)
Lineage: Eukaryota; Metazoa; Chordata; Cladistia; Polypteriformes; Polypteridae
Product: SH2 domain-containing protein 6
Exons: 15
Coding region: 306-1289 (327 amino acids)
Biological process (GO): cell surface receptor protein tyrosine kinase signaling pathway; intracellular signal transduction
Source: RefSeq, a predicted model, not a curated record
GAGCUGCGGCCCCGCGAAGGAGCGUUAGAUAGGCGCUCUUGGUGCUAGUUCGCCCAACUGACAAUUAGCGAGUGGGGUGAGCAGAGAGAUGUCAUCCCUAAGGAUCUGAGGAGCGACUUUGGGUGCGCGAAAGAUGAAGGGAGGAGAGCCAAUCUCGACGGUCUGGCAGUGACGUCCUUUUGGAGGCCAAGACGGAGGCUGAUUGAAGGAGCUCGUGGCUGUUGGGGCUCCGCCGGCAGUGACAGCAGUGGGAUGAUGAUGAUGAUGGUGACACCUAUGAACCUCCUCCAUCUGAGAGACAAACAAUGAAAAUGGCCUUUCCACCAUCAGAGGAAGACAACAUCUACCUGGACACAUUGGAUCCAAGCAAGCCCCCGCCUCGUCUUCCAAAGAACACAAGACCUUUUUCACCUUUAGCUUCUAAGGGCAGAAUCACUGACUCCAGCAUGAGGCCAGCUCCAAAGAACCUGCCGGAAGAAAACCUUUCUGAAUCUGAUGAAGAUGUCUACCUCAUCCCCUCUGAAGAUCAGACUGAAGAAGCAGAUUGGAGUCAGCCUGUGGCAGCCUAUCCACCGAUUGUACACAGAGCCCAUAAACCUCCAAUGCCUUCUGCCGUCCCGAUACUCCCAAUCAAGAGCAGCUCUUUAGUGAAGCCACCACUGCCAAGAAUGAAGUCGACCGAUGUCAGUUCUUCUCCUCCAGAUCAUGAACAGGGAAGAAGAUCCUCCUGGCCAGUGAAACCAGCACCCCCUCCGCCACAGGUCAAGCCUGUAAAACUUGUCCUGCCCAGCCCUGUUUCUCCAAAGCACCCUAUAGGCAAAGGAGCUUUUCAGCAACAGUCUGAGGUGAAAGCUUCCACUGCACAACAAGUAACCCGAGAAGACCUCUGCCACCAGCUUAAGAAUUUCUUCCAAACCCCAAACACUCAGGAAUUUGGGCUGCAGGGCAGGGAGUGGUUUGCAGGCAACUGUGAUCGGAAGACGGCUGAGGCAGCACUAACCCGUGUCAACAAGGAUGGCGCAUUCCUGCUGCGCAACAGUUCAGGCCAGGAGACAAAGCAGCCAUACACCCUGGCAGUUCUGUUUCAAAAGAAGGUCUACAACAUCCCAGUGCGUUACAUGGAAUACAGCCAACAGUACGCACUGGGCAAGGAAGGCAAGAAGAGCGAAGAGUAUUUCAGCAAGGUUACAGACAUCAUUGACUACCACAGUAGAAACCCCAUCAUGCUGAUCGACAGCAAGACCAAUGCGAAAAACAGUGUGUGCCUCACACAUCCCACCACCGUCUGAUCCUUACCUCAAGAGAGUCGGCGGGUCAGCGGGACAUCUGAGCUGAAGGCCACCCUGCAGAGGCACUUGAAAGCAAAAUCAGGCAAACUGGAAGCCACCACAUUUACUUUAUACGGGGAGGUGCUCCUCGUCACAGAAAGGGGCAGAAAUGGGAGAAUAGAAAUGUGUGUGCCUCCUUUAGCUCGCCUGCUUGAGGAUAACAGUUCAAAGCAGACUUUCAUCUGUAGCACUUACGACAGCUUGGCGAGCACUUUCAUCUUGGGCCUGAAGGAUGCUAUGACGAAAAAACAUUUUUCUGUAAUAAAUAGUCCUCAGAAUGUGUAUAGUCUGGUUUUACGUCUGGAAUAAAAAUUUAACGAUCA